AUGGCGGGUGACAAUUUUCAAGGUGCAGAAAGUAUGACAAUAAUUCCUCCAACUGCGACCAGUACACUUAUUGGAUGUGUUGCGGUGAGUGCUGCCCGUCUUGCUCUUCUUUGGGAUAUUGGUCUGGAGGAGGAUGCUUGCCUGUGCCCACCAAUUUCAAUUGGGUCACUGUUGCACAGCACGCAUCAUGGCGAAUCAGGCAUUUUACAGCUCGUUACGGCACAGACAAAGGAUGAAGCAAUCGACGAGAGGGGCGAUAGAAGGAUUGAGAAUAGUCAGAGAAACGCCGUUGUUGCACGCAUGCCUUUAAAAGAGACAGAAGUUUACUUUUGUAAUUCGCACCCGCUUCACGCACUAACAUCUGUGGGGCAAGAAUUGGUGCUGAUUGAGAAGGUGGAUGGGAAGGUGCGGGCUCAUGUGCUAUCCACUGAAAUGAAUAUUUUCGAAUCACUGGUUGAAUCUCCGUUUGCAGUUCUUCGUCCUGUCGUGGCUUCCACUUGUAACUCUCUCGCACUUCCGGCGAUGCACCUAAUUCCUGCUGUGGUUCGUUAUGAGGAUCGUCUUCAGUGCAUGGAUACAGGGGCAUUUGAGGAGGGUGUGGAGUUGGCGGCGUCAUGCGCUGAUGGUGCAGACAACCUCUCGGCGUUACUCAUCAAUACGGUGCAAAGUGUGCCCGUGGCCCUCACACUAGGUGGCUUUCAGAUUUUACGUAGUGCGGCUCACUUACAGGGCUAUGCCGCGUCGAGCCUUGUGGAUGAUGCCACAAUGCGAACUGCAGUGGAGCACGCCGCAACCUACACGGAGCUUCCUUUUAGAAACACCUCAUUUUGCAGUUUUUCACGUCGUUUUGUGCAGCAUACCGUUUUGAGGGAUCUUUUAUCACGUAUAGCUUACCUUGUGUGCUCGUACAUUGGGUGGGUGUGUUCUGGUCUAGCGUACAACACGAACCUGGAACUGCCUCGCGUCCGUGUCGUCCUAGAGUUUCUUUCUGCGGCGUACCAUGCGGUGGGCGUUGCUGGACCUCAUGUCGCUUCUAUCGCACCUUGUGUGGGCGAAACUGUCAUAUCCGAUGUGCUGCAGUUGUUGCUUCAGUUUAAGCCAGAGUGGGGCGAGGAGGGGGAAGAUGCACUGUACGCUGUACACGUCGCGAAACGCCUCUGGGCAUGUGACAGGCAUCGUGGAGUGAGGGCGUGUGCGACGUGGUGCAAUCUUUUGGGCCGUCGUUAUCCUUACCUCCAGCACUUUCGAAUUCUACGCGAUCUUGGCGCCGGCCGAACAGCACGUUCUUCUCAAUUUGUGAUCAUGUGUCUGGGGGCAUCCCUCCACCUAGCGAGCCUGCCGACCAGCAUCGCCGUGCCACUUCUUCUUGACACAGGAUUGGAUUCUUGCAGUGGAGGAUUUCUGCACACGGCCUUCACCAACGUGAGUGUGGAGGAUUGGAAAGCGUUGCUCACGAACACGACGCUCAUUGCGAAGGUGUACCGUGUGGCUCUUCUUCGCCGUGUCAUUUAUCCAAGGGACGCCCAUCACGCAAGCGUGAGCGGUUUACUGAUACGGGAAUUGUUUCUCACCGAAUUGGUGGAGCUGGAGCAGUACGUGCGUCUCGCAGGUGGGGCAUCCUCACGCGUCUACCAGGCACUUUCAGAGCUUCGACUCGAGACCCACCUGUUCCUUGCACGCGUAGCGCUAGAUGAGUCAAACGUCGCCGAUCUCUUCCGGUCGCUGGAGGAGGUGUUACAGUGUGCGGCGGAGCAAAAGACGACGGACGUGUACUUGGAGCGGGUCUUGUCGAUUGUCGGAGAGGUGGCGGAGUUGGCCUCCGGCUCGCAGGAGAUAACCGAUGCACUCGUCUCUCUCGCCCACUCUAAUGCGGAGUUAGACGGUUUUCUUGCGGCGAAGUGGUAUUUGUACGCGGCAAGACUACCAACAAGGACGACGUCGUCGCCAGUGGAUGUUGUGCGAUUGCGAGCAGCAAGAGGGCUCUUUCGCUUUCUUUGCAAGCGUCAUGCGUAUGGGCAAGCCGGUCGCAUGAUGACAGACCUCGUCAACGUUGCCCGUUGUUCUGCACCUCGCUCGAGCGCCGUGGAAGCGGUGGUGGAGAUAACUGCGCUUGCACUGACCGCAGUUGAACUGAUUGCGCCCGAUGUACACUUAGCUGCACAGAAUGAAGAGCGAGAACCGUCGAUGCUUGCGGCAUAUGGGUCUACCGCCUAUGCAUAUGCACCGGAGCAAGCGUCUUUAAAAGGACCGUUAAAUCGGAACCAUCUCCCGUGGCUGCGUCGACGGCACUUUCAGGCUUUUUGUGAGAAGAAGUUGCUGGAUGCGAACCAACGCGUGGACUGCGCAGACUUGUGGACGGAAGACCCACCCAGUGGGGCACAAGAGGCGGCUGUAAAAAGAUUUGUGGAGGCGCUUAUUGAGUCGCGUUUUUGGCCAGAGGCCCUUCGUUUUGCAUCCAUGACUGGGUACGAUGUUGGUGCUGUUCUUCAAGAACAUGUGCGAGAUUUGAUAACGUCCACUGACUACACAAGCGACGAGGAAGCGUUGGUGGAGUGGUGUGAGAUGAUUGAUGGAUGUGCAGAGUUCUCGUUGCCGUCAAAUCACUUUGCUCCGUUGAAACGCACGGUGGUUGCGGCACUGUCAUUUGACUUUACGCGGGCGCAUCCUGCUCUCCUUGAAUCCCUAGAGCAGGCGGAUCGUUAUGAGGCCCUGCAGGCAUUGAUGGAAAUUUUUGAGAUACUACUUUAUAGACAAGCGAAAAUGGUAAGGACGAAUACUGUAGGGAAUGAAGAGGAGGCUGAAGCGCCGUCGCCUGCUGCAUUCUCUGAUGCCGGUAGCAAUAGCGACUCCCGUGUUAUCCAGCCCUGGUUGCCUCUAGUGGAGGCGCUGCGGAUUGGCACUGGUGUUCUUACAGACGCUCUGUGCAACGAUGAGGAUGCGUCGAAAAUGAGCGAGGCGUCCAUGACUGCGGGGCUGUUUGACCGUAUGUCUCUCAGGGCACGCGAGUUACUAGAUUCCCCGCUCCUGUUGGAGCGCCUAAGCACGUUACAGGCGGGGCCCACCGCCGACGCCUUUUUGAGGUCUUUUGAAGCGGUAAAGGGUUUUAAGUUGGCUACCGGUGUAGGAUCCUAA
Trypanosoma rangeli is the source of this 3132-nucleotide messenger RNA. Its product is annotated as putative dispersed gene family protein 1 (DGF-1). Lineage: Eukaryota; Euglenozoa; Kinetoplastea; Trypanosomatida; Trypanosomatidae. The transcript has a single exon. The coding region runs from base 1 to 3132 and encodes 1043 amino acids. The record is from RefSeq and is a predicted model, not a curated record.